Messenger RNA from Opisthocomus hoazin, 2601 nucleotides. NCBI's taxonomy places the organism in Eukaryota, Metazoa, Chordata, Aves, Opisthocomiformes, Opisthocomidae. The record is from RefSeq and is a predicted model, not a curated record.
AUGGAUGAAGACAGUGCUGACAAUGAUGAUGAUGAAAGUGAAGAUGAAUGGGAGGACGUGGAAGAACUCCAGGAACCUGCCACAGAUAAGUUACAAGAAGCUGCUGUUCUUCCGGCAGUGGUGCUGCCAAGCAAUCCUGUCGAGAUAGAGAUUGAAACCCCAGAGCAGAUGAAGAACAGAGAAAGGAGAGAAAAAAGGAAAGCUGAAUUUGAGAUGUAUCUUCGGAGAAUGAUGAAACGUUUCAGCAAGGAGGUGCAUGAAGACACACAUAAGGUUCACCUCUUGUGUUUAUUAGCAAAUGGUUUCUAUAGGAACAGGAUCUGCAACCAGCCAGAUCUUCAUGCCAUUGGUCUAUCCAUCAUCCCCACCCACUUCACAAAAGUGCCUGCAGGCCAAGUGGACCUUGUCUGCCUUUCCAACUUGGUGAAAUGGUUUGUUGGAACCUUCACUGUCAAUGAUAAGCUUUCCACUGAAAAAGGAGAGGCCCUUCAGUCAGCCCUGGAGAGGCGCUUUGCCAUCUAUGCUGCACGAGAUGAUGAAGAGUUGGUUCAUAUAUUUUUAAUUAUUCUGCGAGCGUUACAGCUGCUGUGUCGCCUUGUGCUGUCUUUUCAGCCUAUUCCUCUCAAGGAGACAAGAGCAAAGGAAAAAAGCUCAUCCAAGAGGCAGUCUCUCAGCGGAACCUCUGAGGGGCACGAGAACUCUGCCACAACACCCAGAACUGUGGCAAGAAAAUGCCCUUGCAGAAAAGCCAAAGAGCAUGAAAAAUCCUCAGAGAGCGAAGAAGACAACAAGGAGCCAAAGAAAUGCAAAACUGCUCAGACCAAAAGGGCACGCAAGUCAAAGCUGACUACAGGUAGCCAGGAACAGAAGGAAUCUAGUAAUGAGGAGAGCACUUUAGCAGAAAAAGAUGUGCAUGUUAGGCCCAAGAACGAUCGCCGGAGACGAGUGGCCUCCAAAGUGUGUUACAAAGAAGAGAGUGGAAGUGAUGAGCACAGUGUUUCGGAGUUUGAGGUUUCAGAGGAGGAGAGUGGUCUCUCUGAUGAGGAUUUUGAAACUGUCUCUAAAAGGCAGAGGAGGUCACUGGGCUCCCAGAAGUCAAAGAUGACAGCUGUAAAAAGCCCCAAAACUGAGACUUCAGAAUCAAGGCCAUCCAAAAAUUCAGAUGGAGCUGAGCCUAGGCCAGCAAAAAGCACAGCUCCAGCCUUGCCUCAAGCACAGAAAAAGAGAAACAAAAUAAUUUCUAGUGAUGAGGAUGAUGGACAGCAGGAGGUAAGGAAAGGAAUGGGCACAGACCAGUGGCUGGAGGUUUUCCUUGAACGUGAGGACAAGUGGGUGUGUGUAGACUGUGUUCAUGGCAAUGUUGGCCAGCCCCAGGUGUGCUUCAGAUAUGCCACAAAGCCACUUUCCUACAUUGUGGGAUUUGACAAUGAUGGGAGUGUCAGGGACGUGACGCAAAGAUACGACCCAGUGUGGAUGACCGCAACAAGGAAGACUCGUGUGGACCCUGAGUGGUGGGAAGACACGCUGCAGCCAUAUAGAAGUCCCUGUGUGGAAAGAGACAAGAAGGAGGAGAAUGAGUUUCAAGUUAAGCUUCAAGAUCAACCUCUACCAACAGCAAUUGGAGAGUACAAAAACCACCCUCUUUACGCACUGAAGAGGCACCUCUUGAAAUACCAGGCGAUCUACCCUGAGUCAGCUGCUAUCCUAGGGUACUGCAGGGGAGAGGCUAUCUACUCCAGAGACUGCGUACACACGCUGCACUCCAAGGACACUUGGCUGAAGAAAGCUCGAGUGGUGAGGAUUGGAGAAGUGCCUUACAAGAUGGUGAAAGGAUUUUCUAACCAGGCGAGGAGGGCGCGCCUUGCAGAGCCUGCAAACCGGGAGAAAAAGGACCUGGCACUGUUUGGUCACUGGCAGACAGAGGAGUAUCAGCCGCCUAUAGCCGUGGAUGGAAAGGUUCCUCGGAAUGAAUAUGGAAAUGUCUAUCUCUUCCUGCCAUGCAUGCUACCCAUUGGCUGUGUGCAGCUGCGGCUCCCAAAUCUGAACAGAUUGGCGCGGAAGUUGGACAUUGACUGUGCUCAGGCCAUCACUGGAUUUGAUUUUCAUGGCGGCUACUCGCACCCAGUUACCGAUGGCUAUGUUGUCUGUGAGGAGUACAAAGAGGUCCUGACUGCUGCCUGGGAGAAUGAACAAGCAGAAAUAGAAAAGAAGGAGAAGGAGAAGCGUGAGAAAAGAGCUGUGGGGAAUUGGAAGCUGCUGACAAAAGGACUUCUCAUCAGAGAGAGACUGAAGCAACGCUACUCCAUCAAGACUGAGCCAUCAGCACCUGCGACAGAGAAAGGAGCUGGAUUCUCUUCUGAUGAAGAAGGAGGCCCGAGUUCAGAGACUGCAGUAGGGAACGUGGCCGUUUCUUGGCCCCAAAAUCGCCAGUUAGAGAAAAAAAAAGAAGAGAAGACAACCAGAAAGAGCAAGCGAGAAAAGAAAGGAGAAGCAGCACAGUUGUUCCCUUUUGAGAAACUGUGAUCAGAACAAGCGUUUCUUUGCCAUUUCCAGAUGCAAGAACAACAGUCGCAACAGAAGUAUCCGUUGACGGUUAAGGAC